Molecule: messenger RNA, 4007 nt
Organism: Ylistrum balloti
Lineage: Eukaryota; Metazoa; Mollusca; Bivalvia; Pectinida; Pectinidae
Exons: 2
Coding region: 114-995 (293 amino acids)
Source: RefSeq, a predicted model, not a curated record
GCGACUGCUGAUGUUUGGGAUGCAAACCACUUGUACGUGGAUACGUAGUUUGCUGGACGCUGUCGAGGAUGGUCGUUUGACCUGACUGAAAUCCUAAAGGCCGUGUCAAGGUCAUGUCCCAGAGAGCAAAGCGGAAGACUGCCAUGAUGACUGCUGAGGUUGUGCCCGGUCCAUCCACGACCGCGCUCGAACGCACUGUUAAGGAAGCUGUUAAUAUAGAAAUUUCUCCGGAAAAGAAAGCCAAAGUUUCCUCUGAAGAGUCGAGCUCUUCUGGCGAAGAAAAGAGUCCAGAGGAAAUUCAGCUUUAUAUGGAGGAAACAUUUGACAUUCGGAGAACAUUUAUAACCAUGGAGAUGCCCACAGUGGCAACGUUAAAAGAGACUUACCCUCAAUUAUUUCAGGGUAGGCAAAUGUUAGCUGAGUUCCAACGAGUGACCAAUAUAGACAUAGACCACACCAUACAGGAAUACUGUGUCAAGUAUGCUAACACAAUUAUAGAUAUCGCCAAGCACGUGUCAGGAUCUAACCCAAUUCUCCGCCAGGCGGAGACCAUCAAACAACAGAAUGCAGCAUUAAAGCAGUACUGGGACAUGGUGACAGCGCUGUGUCUGGUGCCGCUUCUCCUGAAGGAGAACCUUGUAGAAAUGGUGCGUGAGAUUGGGGAAGAGGACACUGUGGAUCCUAAAGGGAAAAUCGUCCCUAUUCUUGUGUCCAAAGGUCCCUUGUUUCACAGUGAUGAAUUUGUUCUAGUCGUUGAGGAAGAGAUCGUUCAAGAGUUUGAAGAAUUUACCAUAGCUUUUGCUACACUGUUUGCGUCAUAUUGGGUUUUCAACAUGCAGUAUCCAAAGACACUCCAUAACACAUAUAAUUUCAUGCAAAAAUCUGUCCUUCAAUUGAGGGAUGGUUCUCCCCUCCCACCUCCGUGUAAACAGUUGGUCCAGCGCCUGCAGAAAGCUGGUGUCUCAGGACAACACAAAGGAAAAAACGCAAGAUAGGCGUCAACGAAACAUAUCAUACCAUGCAUUCACAAAACCUUUUAAUAUGUAGUACCCCGCAAUCAUAGGUAAUGAUAUGACUGUACAAAGCCAAACAGUAACAGGUAACCAUAGGCAACACCACAAUCUCUUUGAGCGCCAUAGGAAAUACUGUGUAACCAUAGACCACACAACGACCUCACAGAUCCAAAACAUGCAAUGCAGUCAAAGGCAAUACCCUGACCUUGCCAAAGUCCAACCACAGCAACACAACCAUUUUAGACCACGAAACUUUAAUCAUCAUUCCAUGACCUCAUGGAAACAGUGAUGAUACCACUUUACCAGGUCUUAUCGCCAACUUACAUUAUCUUGGGCUACUGUUAGUUUAACACAGGCUAAAUCUUGCCCAUAACUACGAGUUACGGGUACAUAAUUUCACUACAUCAAAACAAAUUGACUUUGUGCCACGCAACGAUCAUAUUUUAUGCAUAACCAAAGGACAUACCAAAAUAUAUCACAGACACUAUUGUCACACUAAGUUACGUUGUUAGUCCAAGCAUCCUCACACAGUCCCAAGUCACAAUACUAUGUUGAUAGACACUAAUGCUCUGAACUUCCAGUCAUGACACCACUGCCUUUACAGAACAUUAAAUCAUACCGCGUGUUUCGCUUGUAUACCUGAGACAAGGACCAAACAUUAUGAUAACAUGCAUCGUACUAGGUAUAAGACGCUAGCUAUAGGUUGACCAAUGUUGUAAUUCACCUGCAUAUGUGUCUAUAUGAUCCGUGUCAUAAUUAAUUGGGUUAAUUAUCGCGUUAUUGGUAUCUCACACUAUCUUAAUAAGCACACUUGUGUUGAUGGGGUCGUGGUUAAAUUUAUACUUGGACAAUUUUUAUAGCAUCAAAUGAAUAACUUUGUUUACCUGUCUCAGAAUUAUAAAAUUUAUCGGUAGGAAGUCGGGUAUCCUCUUACAACUCCAUGUCUCGAUAUACUAAUCAUAAUUGUCUUUAAAGACUAAUUGUAUCCUUAUCUAGGUAUACUCGUCCUCUGGUCAUUGCACGUAAAGGGACAGGGAUUUAGUUAUUGUUUUGAAAAAAGUCUGUUGUUGCUGACCUAAUGUUUUGAUAAAUUUCAACACAUAAGAUUUGUAUAAUGUAUUUUCUUACUUCGAAAAAACUUGCAUUUGAUCUCCCAUGAGCAUUGUUGAGUUAAUAAUCUGUGCAGUCGAGUGAAUGGUGUAUAUUUCACGUGUUAGGAGCAAUAAUAUCACCUGUCCUCGCGCAUUGUGUUGAUUUUGAUGAUAUAUGUUUGUCUGGUAGGUGUGGCAUAGAUACUGUAUCCAAAUUUUGAUUUUGAUCAUAAUGCUUAAGAACUUCACUUUUAUUAUCUGAUCCUCCGGUUUUGGUUGUCAAUGGGUUUUAAAUUGUAAAAUUAAAUGUUGUCAUUGGUUAAAUAUUUACACUCUACUGUGAAAUUGCACAAUUGAUUAAAUGCAAGAGUGGUACAUUCAUAAUAUGUGAAUAAAAGGAGAAAACUGGGGAAAGUUUAAAUAAUGGAUCAAAUAUUGAAGAAGUUUUUAGCAGAUCAAUCAAACGAGAGGGUGCUGAUAUUACAUGGGGAAGUGUUAACAGAAAAGGGUGAUUAACAUGGGAACAAAGGACUUAACAAUGCAGAUAGAGUAAAAAAUAAGGUGGGAAAAUAGGCGCAGGGUAGGGGUUAGAAUACGAGUUGUGAGGAAGUUUAAGAAUAAGAAGAGUGAUAAACAAUGGAAGGGAAAAGUGAAAGGACAGGGCAAUGGUGAAGAUGAAACAAAGAAAAUUGAACAAGUGAGGGAGUAUUGUAUACAUUAAACAAUACAAAUUAAACAAUGGGGCAAUGAAGGAAUGGAUAGUACACAAGGGAUGAGACAAUGUUAAACUUUAAAGAAUAAAAUGAGAAACAGGGAGGGUAAAGUGGUAAACAUUAAACAAUAGAAAGUGAACAAGGGAGGGGGCAAUGAUAAACAUGAAGCAAUACAAAGUGAACAAGGGAGGGGGCAAGGGUAAACAUGAAACAAUAGAAAGUGAACAAGUGAGGAUUUAAUGAUAAACAUUGAAGAAUACAGAGAGAAAAAGGGGUGGGACAUUGGUAAACUUUAAAGAAAAUACGAGAACAGGCAAGGGGUCAAUGGUAAACAUGAAACAACACAAAGGGAACAAGUCUGGGGGCUAUGUUUAACAUGCAACAUUAAAAAGGCAACAAGAAAGGAGACAAAAUAACAAAGAUACAUUGGAAGGUGAACAAGGGAGGGGCAAUAGUAAUCAAUGAAUAACAUGAAUGGUAUUUAAGGAGUGGGCAUUGAUAAACAAUACACAAUAAACAAGGGAGAAGAAAUAGUGAACGAGAUAGGGAAAAGAUAUACAUGGGGAAAACAAGGAAAGGUGGUAGUGAACAGGGGGGCAUGGAACCUGGUUUUAUUAACUUUCGGGAUUCUAACAGUUAAAAAACCUAGAGCUCAGUGUCAUAGAAACUUGAGAUAUUGAAAAUAAAUACAAAUGGAUUAUUUGUCUUUCACGCAGCAACAAAUUAUAGGUAAUAUACACAACUUGAGAAUAAGUAAGGAGUUAAGCCAGUGAAAACAAAGACAAAUUGAUUUUUUGUCUUUCACACAAAUUGUAGAUGACACAUGUUGAGUAAGGAGUUAAUAAAUAUAAAGCAAUAAAGCGAAGGGGCUAAUAAAACAAUGGGAACAUUGGUUUCUGCAGCUAAGAAAAUGUUAGCAAGAAGGGAAGAUAAAACCAUGAAAACAAAGAUUUGAGUGGAAGAGGAUUUUGAACAAAGGAGACUGGAUGAACAACAGUAAAAUGACUUGGUUCUAGUUUUUGUUGAAUUGUUUUCAAUUUUGUCUUAUUUUUCUUGAAUUAUUUGAAUUUGAAAAUAUGCAGUAACAACUUCAGGUUGAUCUGAUUGUACAAUGACUCUUUUUGUCACUUUAUUACUGACUUGUAAAGAUUUUACUCUUUUUCAUCAUAUUAAUUAUGAUUAAUAUUUCA